Molecule: messenger RNA, 547 nt
Organism: Sus scrofa (pig)
Lineage: Eukaryota; Metazoa; Chordata; Mammalia; Artiodactyla; Suidae
Gene: ARL3
Product: ADP ribosylation factor like GTPase 3
Molecular function (GO): GTPase activity; GTP binding
Source: RefSeq, marked provisional
GGGCUUACUCUCAAUUUUGCGCAAAUUGAAAAGUGCACCAGACCAGGAGGUGAGAAUCCUUCUCCUGGGCUUGGAUAAUGCUGGCAAGACCACUCUUCUGAAGCAGCUGGCAUCUGAAGACAUCAGCCACAUCACACCUACACAGGGUUUUAACAUCAAAAGUGUACAAUCACAAGGUUUUAAACUGAAUGUAUGGGACAUUGGUGGACAGAGGAAAAUCAGACCAUACUGGAGGAAUUAUUUUGAAAACACUGAUAUUCUCAUAUAUGUAAUUGACAGCGCAGACAGAAAAAGAUUUGAAGAGACGGGUCAGGAACUAGCUGAAUUACUGGAGGAAGAAAAGCUAAGUUGUGUUCCAGUGCUUAUCUUUGCUAAUAAGCAGGAUCUGCUCACAGCAGCCCCUGCCUCUGAAAUCGCAGAAGGACUGAACCUGCACACCAUCCGCGACCGAGUCUGGCAGAUCCAGUCCUGCUCAGCCCUCACGGGAGAGGGCGUUCAGGACGGCAUGAACUGGGUCUGCAAAAAUGUCAAUGCAAAGAAGAAAUAA